AUGGGUUCAAUCUCGAAUGGUGCUGAUCAUGCAACAGGCGAAGUUGGCGCUGCCCUGGAUAUUACCGUUUUGGGACUGAACAGCGGAACUUCAAUGGAUGGAAUCGAUUGUGCCUUGUGUCAUUUCCACCAGGAGACACCCGAGUCUCCCAUGGAGUUUGAGCUUCUGAAAUACGGAGAGAUUCCACUGGAGCAGACGAUCAAGAAGCGUGUGAUGAAUGUCAUCCUGCACAACAAGACUUCUCCUUCAGAGCUUUCUGAAAUCAACGUCAUUCUGGGCGAAACUUUUGCUGCCGCUGUGCAUCAGUUCUGUAAAGACUCCAAUGUAGAUAUCAACACCAUCGAUGCACUCGGAUCACAUGGACAGACUAUCUGGCUACUCUCCAUGCCGGAAGAAGGCGAAGUGAAAUCCGCCCUGACUAUGGCCGAGGGCGCAUUUCUCGCAUCGCGGACAGGUAUCACAUCAGUCACCGAUUUCCGGGUCAGUGAUCAAGCCGCUGGCCGGCAAGGGGCGCCGCUAAUUGCCUUUUUUGAUGCCCUUGUCCUGCAUCACCCUACAAAACUUCGUGCCUGUCAGAAUAUUGGUGGUAUUGCGAACGUCUGUUUCAUACCCCCCGACAACAAAGGCGGUAUUGCCGAGUGCUACGACUUUGACACUGGCCCAGGCAACGUCUUCAUUGACGCCGUCGUACGCCAUUAUACAAAUGGUGAGCUCGAGUAUGACCGAGACGGUGAAAUGGGUGCCCGGGGACGGGUCGAUCAGGAACUUGUGGACGAUUUCCUGCAGCACAAAUACUUCAAGCUCGAUCCACCCAAGACCACAGGCCGGGAAGUAUUCCGGGAUACCUUGGCUUUCGAUCUGAUCAGGAAGGCUGAGGCUAAGGGCUUGACGCCAGAUGACGUCGUAGCUACUAUCACCCGGGUCACGGCACAAGCGAUCGUGGAUCAUUACCGGCGCUACGCACCUGCAGAUAUGGAAAUUGAGGAGAUCUUCAUGUGUGGCGGUGGCGCAUACAAUCCGAAUAUCACCAAAUACAUUCAAAAGAACUAUCCAAAAGCUAAAAUCAUGAUGCUCGACGAAGCCGGAAUCCCGGCCGGCGCAAAGGAAGCGAUUACAUUUGCCUGGCAGGGUAUGGAAGCUAUUGUCGGACGCUCGAUUCCGGUGCCAACUCGCGUCGAGACUCGUCAGGAGUAUGUGUUGGGUAAGGUCAGUCCGGGCAAGAAUUAUCGCCAGGUUAUGCGAAAGGGGGCUUUGUUUGGAGCGGGUCGUGAUCACUUGAAGCCCGUUCAGGAGUUGAUUAAUAUCGUUGAUGGCAAGGUGUUCGAUAAUAAAUGGUGA
Messenger RNA from Talaromyces amestolkiae, 1338 nucleotides. RefSeq lists its product as uncharacterized. Gene Ontology annotation, biological process: amino sugar metabolic process; peptidoglycan turnover. Lineage: Eukaryota; Fungi; Ascomycota; Eurotiomycetes; Eurotiales; Trichocomaceae. Gene Ontology annotation, molecular function: phosphotransferase activity, alcohol group as acceptor; ATP binding. The transcript has 2 exons. The record is from RefSeq and is a predicted model, not a curated record. The coding region runs from base 1 to 1338 and encodes 445 amino acids.